This is a messenger RNA of Tachysurus vachellii, 6318 nucleotides long. It is a transcript of the gene ppp1r9alb, whose product is annotated as protein phosphatase 1 regulatory subunit 9A-like B. Bases 361 to 4884 code for a protein of 1507 amino acids. Gene Ontology annotation, biological process: calcium-mediated signaling; neuron projection development; actin filament organization. The transcript has 19 exons. Gene Ontology annotation, cellular component: dendrite; postsynaptic density; cytoplasm. Gene Ontology annotation, molecular function: actin filament binding. NCBI's taxonomy places the organism in Eukaryota, Metazoa, Chordata, Actinopteri, Siluriformes, Bagridae. The record is from RefSeq and is a predicted model, not a curated record.
CGAGCGUGAGCGCGCACUCGUGGAUAAGGUUCGUUCCCGAGCCGUUCACACAGUGAAGGCUGCAGGCAGCGAGGCGCACAAGGGUGUGACAAGUUUGGUCUGGUUGCUUCUGAAUGUGGAUCAUUUUGUCAAUUCCUACUUUGCUGAUAUGCCUGGAGUUAUGGUAACAGCACUUGAGCGCAAUGUGGUAUACUUCAAGAACCUCAUGCAACUAGAAUACAGAAAGUCCAGUCCUGUUUAAGGCUGUGUAAAACAUGCCAGCAACAAGCACAUGAAAAUACACAGGCUGAUUUUUUAGUUUGUAUCUUUUAUCUAUUCAAAUCAUUGGCCUAUUUGCAUGAUUUGAUCCACAGUUUAAAAAUGAUCAAAAGUGAACCCAAAGCUGACAGAGUGCUAAGGAGUGCAUCUCCUCACAGAAAUGCAUACAAAUCCGAUUUCCACUCCAUCAAAUGUUCCUUCGAGGGCCCGUCCAUCCUUUACUCUUAUGGAGGUAGCGAGGCGCGAGGCAGACCGUCAGGAAGCAGAGUGAAUGAAAUUAAAAACAUCUUUCUUCAAAUGGAUGCCCAACAGCCACAAGAUAGCGCGAACCAAACCAAAGCUGGAAUGGCAAAAUUGCAACGAAGCUCUUCCUCAUACAGGUCUAGCAUGGGAAGUGCGUCCAGCAUGGAAUCGGGCACCACAGAAGUGGUACGAAAAUCAGAAGACAUCUCGUUUGAUAAAGUGGCACUUGCCGAGAAGUUCUCAGAAACCAGAAAGCUCUUUGAGAUUGGAGUACCUACAGACAGAAGUGCACCUGGUAGAUCUGUCAGCCGAUCUUCUGUGCGUAGUGUUUCGGAGGAAGGAAGGGGUGUGAAGAAGCUGACAGAUAAGACAGACCAAAUUCAGAUACAUGGAGAUCAACCAAAGGGAGACAAGGACAGAGGAAGAACUGAGCAUAAGACACCACCACACAAGCCUGCGCUGAUGAUGAAGAAUGCAGGACCUAUAUCCAGGAGACUAGAGAGCUUCAUGUUAGACAGUGACAGUGAGUCCUUGUCUGGUCCGUCUGUCUCAACUCGUUCACAGAGUCCAAGCAGUCAUUCUCAACCACCAUCGUCCCCAAACAGUGAACAUUCAGAUCCACCUUUGUCACCAUAUAGCCAUGGUUCUCCCACAUCUUCCUCUAUGUGGCCUGAAAGUCCUUCUGGACAGGCAGAUGCUAAUUUAACUUUACAAAGUGAGUCCCAGUAUUCAUCUACCCCAGUGAAUGGAGUCUAUGCAGACGAAAGCUGUCACUGGAGUUCCAGUAACACAAACACAACAGCGGGGAAUGCUAAUGAAACUUCCAUUUCUGUUGUCUCAACUGAACCGACUUUUCUUUUUAAAAGUGAGAAGCGUCAUCGUUUGUCUGUGAGCAGUGGUUCUGCAAGUCCAUCAGGAGAUGGAAAUGAAAGUUCAGAACUAAAUGUUUCCAAAGGGAAGCAACACGAGGAGUUUGGUACCCCGGGUCUGUCCACUGUUCGAGCCGAGUUAGUGGUGGUCCAUAAUGAAUCAUCAGAGGGUGAGAGCAAUGAGGAAGACCGUGUUGCAGAUGAUGUUUUUGAGGAUGUCAAGAAUGAGCAACCUCCCUCAUAUCUUCCAUCAAAAAAAGAUUUCAUAGACAGCAAGGAGGUCCAAAUUAUAUAUCAUGAAGAUAUAUUAGGGAGGGAUUUCAGGAUAGGGGAGGAGAAAAAGAAGGAGGGGAUGGACGGAACUAUGGUUGUAGGAGACAAGGAUCAGGAAAGACUGGUAAAGUUGGCUGAGGAUACAAGUAUCCACAAAGAGGAGCAGAAGAGGGAAGAGGAUGGCGUGAAGGUGAAAGAGGUACAAGUCGAGGAAAAGCACUUGCAAGAGGAACUAUGUCCAGACAGUGAGAUAAAAACUAAACAGAAAGUACGAGAAGAGGAGGAAAACGGCAUGCAGAAAGAAGCCGAGGAGAAUGUGGAAGAUGAUGAGGAUGUGGUGAAAGAAGCCUUAGAGGAAGAGGAUGAUGAGCAUGAUGUUGAAGAAGGGACUGGGGAAGAGAGGCAACAGAAAGUGAAUGAGGACUCUGCUGGGAAGAGACCUUUGAUAUGUGGGAUUGAGAAUGCUGCUUUUGUGGAUGACCGGGAAAGUAAGUCGGACUAUCAGCAAAAGGGACAGAAUUCUGGACAAGACUAUGAGCAUUCCCAGGAAUAUGAGGAGAUUUCAGGUCUCUCUGAUGAAGAAGACCCCAACCCAAGAAGGAAGAUCAGAUUCUCCACUGCUCCUAUCAAGGUUUUCAGCACAUACACCAACGAUGAUUACGAUCGCAGGAAUGAAGAAGUCGACCCAGUAUCCGCAUCAGCCGAGUACGAGCUGGAGAAGAGGGUGGAGAAAAUGGACGUGUUCCCAGUGGAAAUUCAGAAAGGAGAUGAAGGUCUGGGGAUCAGUAUAAUAGGAAUGGGUGUAGGAGCCGAUCAAGGUCUGGAGAAACUCGGCAUCUUCGUCAAAACCAUCACAGAGAAUGGAGCGGCUCAGCGUGAUGGCCGUAUUCAAGUCAACGAUCAGAUCGUGGAGGUGGAUGGGAUCAGUCUCGUAGGAGUCACCCAACUAUUCGCUGCCACUGUUUUGAAGAACACCAGAGGACUCGUGAAGUUUCUGAUUGGCCGAGAAAAGCCAGGUGUUGAGAGUGAAGUUGCACGAUUGAUCAGUGAAACACUGGAGCAAGAAAAGACCACACCAAAACAAGAUGAUGACACCACUGUCCAGGAGGCAGAGAAUGUGGAAAAGGUCCCCCAGCCACAAGAAUCGGAGGCUGAAGAGCAACCAGCUCACAUCCCUCAGGAACAUGAUCACAUCAAGCAAGAAGGCCAGCAACUAGCAGGAGAAACGAUCAAGAGCAUUCUGGAGCAGGGUGGAGAGUGUCGAGUGGAAGAGAAGGAGGAGGAGGAAGACAACGACAUGUCACUUGAUUUGACUCAGGAAGUAUUUGCGCACCUGAAGAAUCAAGGCAUUGUUAUUCCUGAGGACAUGAAUCAUAGUGAACUGGACCAAACAUUUAUAGAGCUCCACAUGAAGCACAACAAAACUCUAGCAGAGCUAAAGCAGAUGAAGGAAAAGCUGCGAGUGUGUGAAGCAGAACGCUUAGCCUGGGAGGUUCGAGGUGCAUCUCUGGAGAAAAGCGUGAACGAGAGCAGAGAGAGGAUAGAGAAGUUGGAGAAAUACUGGCUCGAUGCUCAGGCUCUCUGCAAGACCAUCAAUCAGCGGCUCAGCGAGGCCCAGAGCCAGCACGAGGCAUUGCAGGUCAAAUACGACAAAACCAACACACUUCUACAAGAGCACAAGGAUCGGGAAGCUGAGUUUAUAAAGAGAGAGGACGAUUUGAAGAGACGUCUAGAGGACAGAGAGAGGGAUUAUAAGAAGACUCUGAGAAGGCUUCAUGAACAGAUUGCUGUUUUGGAAGGUCGAUUGAGUUCAGAUCAGCCUGAGGAGUCAUGUAGUCCUGCAGUAGAAAGCCAGCCAAGCAGCCCCACCUCGGGAUCCUCAGAUAGGAACGAACAAGCUUCAGACUACCUCGUUCACGAUGCAGACUUGGGAGAGGCGAUACCCCGGACGGAUCGUCUAGACUGCAGCGCUUACAGAGCCAAAGCGAAGCUUACACAAGGAGUCCAGCGCAAAAGGCCAUCGCGAAACAAACUCCGAGAGUCCGCUAAGAGCACCCAGUCCUCCAUUCAGCCACAGCAGGAAGAGCAUAAAAUCGAUAAUAGUACAGAAACUAACCGGAGACAGUCCUACUUGGAGAGCCUUUCCAUACCUGUGCCCACUGCACAGCCGGGAUACAAGCAGAGGAGCGAGUCUCAAGGCAGGAUGAGGUCUGGAGAAGAAGGAGGAGGUGAUUUGUCCAGCUCUCCCUCCCUUCAGGGCCUUAUGCCUCAUGGAGAAGGCAGCACAAGGUCUAGCCUGUCUCCUCCUAAAGACUUAUCUGCACCUCACUCUCCCACAUCCAGCCAGUCAUCUUCUGGCCUGCUCCACAACCUUCGUAACAGGAGGUACAAGAAGAAGGAGAGCAGCCAGAGCAGGAAGAACAAAGAUGACGAGAGUGACAGCUCCACGACAAGAAUGUCCAAGAAAAGAUUUCCAGAUUUUGGCGGUCUGCGCAAAUCCGGCGGGAAAGGACGCAAGCAAGAAAAAGGCGUGCAGCGUGGUUCAGUAGGGAGCAGGAGCUCAAGAGAGCUUGUGGACGAUUCCAGCGGAAACGCUUCUCCCUCUGACUCCGUAUCCUCCAUCCCAUCCUGCAUGCCUUUCUCCUGGUUCGGAGACAGGGAGAGAUCUCGAGACCGGGAACGAGAGAAAGAGCAGUCGCUGUCUAGCUGUAGUCUCCCCCACAGUCCUACAGAGGGACACACUGGGGACGGAACGGAACGAAGAAAUAAGAGCUUCGAUUUGAACGCCAGCAGUCCUCGCUCUGCCUUGGCAUCUUUAUUGAGUGAACCUCGUACUCGAGGACACUCCCAGAAGCUCGUCUUCUCCUCCUGCGAGACGCUCGAUGAUGAGCCUGCUCCUGUCGCAAGGCAGCACUUGUGGCAGAACCGUCCUCUUUUAGAGUGGACCAAUCAGCAGGUGUGCCACUGGUUGAUGGGCAUGAACAUGGACCAGUACAUAGCCGAGUUCACUGCAAAAGCAGUUGACGGUAAACGUCUGGCUGAUUUGGACAGCAGUAAACUCAAGGAGUUGGGGGUGUCCAGUCAGAGAGAUCGUGCUGCCAUUAAGAGGAAGCUGAGAGACAUGAAGAAGGCUCAGGAAAAGUUGGAAAAACAGCGAGCAAAGAAGGAGAAGGAGGUCCGACUGAGUAGUAGUAGUAGUGGUGGUGGAGGUAAACCUGCGAAUCUUGAAUCUGCCUGCUGAAUCUGAAUCUCCAGUAAAAGCCUCCGAUCUGGAAAACACAGACAAUUCUAACAAGAUGUCAUGCUUGUGUGUGCCUGCCCUGAUUGUUACUGGAUAUAAUGGGAAUAGGAUCACGCUCAAUUGGGAGUUACUUAGAUUCUUCUAGCAAAUUCUUUCAGUUCCUCUGUAUAGGUCAAGGUAUUUUUUACAAUAUUUAAUCAUAGUUUUAUAUCUUAGGAUUUGAUUCGUCAGCUCCAGAUGCAACACUCAAGGUGUCUUAAUUACACUACUGCUGUUUUUAUUGUUCUUGUGUUCCACUUAAUUGAAAUUGUUAACGUUUAUACUGUCCGAGCAGAAAUUUAGUCUCUCUCCUGAUCCAUAUUUGAGGAUUAUACACUGAUUUGUGAAAUGACGCAUCUCUUUGGGUCAACAAAGGUGAGACAAAUUAAAUUUCAGCAAAUCACAAACCUCAAUAUAUGACAUUACCGUUAUCUCUUAUGCUCACUCAUUUGACUCGUUGCUAUUCUUAGCAUAACAUGACAUAAAUACACAAUAUAAUAAUAGCAAACCACAAACCACGCUUGCUAAAACUACGCACUGGUAGGUUAGCUAACAUUAAAACAAAGCUCUAUAUCAAACUCUUAAGUAGCUAAGAAGCCGAUUAUUAUUAUUAUUAUUGAGUAAUCAAAACCAGGAGCUGUAUUUGCCUGCGAGAAAGCUAACUAUAGGUAAAUUAUUCUAUUGCGUAUUUAAAACCACUAGUCACAUUUGUUCAAAGCUUUGUUGUAUCUACUUACUAAAGAAAAAAUAUUAGCACAUGCAUGUUGAAUAAUAUUGGGCCUAAAAUUGAGCCCUGGGGAACCCCACAUGCUUAUCAAAGGCUAAACUAUUAUGAUGAUGUCAUAUCAUAUGAAAUUUGUGGUUGGUUGAUCAAAGUAACCUAAAGUCUUCCCUUGAGCCAGUGAUGAGAGAUGCAAACAAAUUCUGGAGUGGCAGAUCCUAUUUAUUCACACUGGAGGGCAGCAGUGAGGUGACUGAGGCGACUUGGGUGGGUCUUAAUGUCCAUAACCGGCUUAUAUUGAAUCCAGUGUCCGAUGAAUUCUUUGUGAAAGCUAGAGCACACCCUGCACUUUAGCUUAAUCUCAAACCUUAAUCUGUAGCAAGUGAAUGUCUGUGUUACCAAGCACACACACAGAGUGCUUUGCUGAGCAAACCCACUGAAUGGAAAUUGAGUGUGCACUUUUUACUUGUACACAACACCUUCCCUACUGUACACUUUGUCUUUUUACUUUUUUAAACAUAAAAAAAAUCUGCUAUUUUUAUUGUCUGCUGUACAUAAUGAGGCAACGCUGUGAGUGGAAUUGUGUCAGAACGUGAGAUCUCCACUGUCUUUUAUGCCACAGAUGGUUUUAAAUGUGUAACAAUAAAUAAAAAGUAUUUUACAUGAACUGCAAA